ACCCUAUGGGAAUUAGCCAUGAAGAGAGAAGGCUUCCGUGCCACAAAGAGCAGCUACCUCUGCAGUGCGCACUUCAAAGCAGAAGAUUUCGACCGCACGGGUCAGACUGUGAGAUUACGGGCUGAAGUCGUACCAUCAUUGUUUAAUUUCCCAUCACACCUGCAGCAAAAAAAAAAAAUGACUGCAUCAGUUCUCUCCACUGGCUGGCAGUCAGACAGUAACCUGCUUAUCUGUCUGAAACAUCUGUUUGACACAAAGAUUGGCUCAGACGUGAGAUUUGUUGUCGGAGAGAAACAGGAUGUAGUAAAAGGUCAUCGAAGUAUACUGAUCUGUCGGAGUCCAGUUUUCUGUGACAUGUUGACCACACAGAAAUCCGACCCUGUCCUUACUGAGUGGUCAAUCAAGGUUGCAAAGGCUCCGAAGAAUGUCUUCAAUAUUUUUCUCAGGUACCUGUACACCGACAAGGUUGAUCAAGAGAUUACUGAAAACAUUGCCAAGGACUUAAUAUGCCUGGCCCAAGAGUAUCGCGUCAACACACUUGUAAAUCACUGCAAAAGACUCCUGAACAAUAGAGUACAAAAGGACAAACUAAAAUCUUGUGAAAAAACAUCAACCACAGAACACCAUUUUGACAAUACGGGCCAUGUCUCAAAAGUGAUUGAUAGACAUCAAACACCAAUAGGGAGAGUGCUACAUUCUGCUUCUGAUAAUAGUAUGUACUUUGUGAGUUCUUUACAGAAAACGUGUGAUAACACAGGAGGUCAUUUACAAACAAGUGGGGGAGUUUUGUCUCAAUCAUCACAGAAAAGAAUUGGUCAGGAGGUUAAAUGUUCACAGGGAAUGAAAGAAAAUCAAACAAAAGAUAUCAAGGAAGACAGCCCUGAGGAAUGUAGUGAUUCAGCUGGAGGUACAACUCUGAUAAAAACGAACAAUAGUGAUACUAAAAAUAGAAAUCAUACACUGCAUAUAAAGGUAGAAGUUCCUGACGAUUGUAUCAAUCAAACUGAGAACAAGUCACAAAGUUCUGUGUUAGACAACUGGGGCAGCAUAUAUCAUAGGGAAAGUGAUUCACAGAAUGUUGAAUCAGACAAUACAGAGACUGACAAAACGUACACUGAUGAAGUACAACAUAUCAAAACAGAGAUUGUAGAUGAUUCUUUUCAUCUCGCGGGUUCAUCUUCGCAGCGCGUAGGUGUUGUGUUGGAAAAUCUCGAGGAUGGGAGUUACAAAUGUUCUGAUGGCAUAUCGCAAAAUACAAAUGAAAGUCAGUCACAAGAGGUCAAGGACGAAUUAAUCGAUGAAACCAUGGAUACUGAUAGUCACAGGGAAAGAAAUUGCACAGUGAAUAAUUCAGAAGAAAUGGAUGCUACAGACACAGAGGAUGACACUGCUGUUGAUGAAAAUUAUACAGACAGUCAUUUGGACACCAUCAAAAUAGAGACUCCCGAUGAUGAUACAGAUAUCGACACUUCCUGGCAGUCUGUUGAACAAACUUCGAGUCCAAGUGGUGAUGAAGGCACAUAUGUAAUGGGACCCACUGCAACUGAAAAAACGCCAGUCACGACGAGUGCUAUUACAUCUCCAGAACAACUCUCACAAGUUUCUGAUGAUGGACCACGACCAAAAAGAUUCAAAGUGGCCUCUGAAGAAGAGCUUGAUGAGUUGUUUGAUGCUCGACAUGCCAUAUCUACCAAAAAGAACACCGCUUGGGGAAUGAAGUUAUUCCAAGAUUGGAACAUAGAAGUUUCAGGUAAACCUCUUGAUAUGGCAGCAGUUAGUGUGCUAGAUUUGGCGGAAUUGCUGCGAAAGUUCUACUAUGGUGCCAGACCAAAUAAUAAAAGGAACGAACAGGCGUACCAUAGCAACACACUGAUAAACAUUCGCGGAGCAAUCAACAGACAUCUAGCAAAUAUACAUAGGAAUAUAGAUAUUGUCAGAGAUAAAGAAUUCAAACAUGCAAAUGGCGUUUUGGAUGGGCUGCUGAAACAACGGAAAAGAUCUGGGCUUUGUAAGCCAACAGCACACAAACAUGUCAUAGAACCUACCCAUCUACAAAAAAUCUUUGCUUACCUGGGAAAUGCCGAGUCUUCUCCGAUCAUUCUUCGUCAGUGUGUCUGGUUUAAUUUGUCAAUGUACUUUGUGACAAGGGGUAUGGAGUUUCAUCAACAAUUAACACCUCAUUCGUUUGUAUUCCAACGCGAUGAACAUGGGGAGUAUGUCACACUCGCAAAUAGCCACCAAGAAAACCAUCAAAGUGGUUCAAGGGGAAUGUUGCAUGAUAAACGUAUGUACAGUGUACCAGAGUCAUCGUCUUGUCCAGUGAAAAUGCUGAGACUUUUGUUAGAAAAAACUAAUGUCAAUGCCACACAUUUGUUUAACCAGUACAAUAAGGAGGCAUGUCUAACACCUGGGAUCUCAAACAUUUGGUACACCCCGAAACCCUUGUCAAAACGGACAUUCGCACGUUUUCUCUCUGAUAUUUGUAAAGCGGCCAAUGUUGAUGACAAUUACACACCUCUCUGUCUGCGAGCCACUGCUCUACAAUAUUUGAGUGAAACUGGGUUUGACACAAGGCGGACUGUGUCCUACCGUCGCAGUGAGUCGUCACGUUCUUCUAACCGUCCUUCGUCGUAUUGUAGGAAGCAUCAGAACAACUCACGAACAGACUUAACAAACAGAGCUGCUCCAGUUCCUCCUGCAUUAGCAUUACAAAUGGCAGUGUUGAACCCUGGCCAGACUACCAACACUUCACAGCCACCCAACACAAUAUCUGUCACUUCAAAUACCCAGAUUGUUCCUGGCACUUCCAAUGUGACCUCUACUGCAACAUUGUACCCACAACCGGAUUCCGUACAAGUUCGUCCAUUUAAAGAUUCCUAAUUUUGCUUCAAGACUUUCAUCUUAUAAAAAGUGUUCCUGUGUAGGACUGAAUCGCUACAUUAUGGUAUGGAAGCAUCAAUAUUCUGUUGGUUGUGUUAUAUGUGAUAUUAGUCAGUUCAGAAUAUAAAAUUAUAAUGUUUUUGUGCUAUUUAUUUAUGUGCAGUUUGACUGUUAUUUUGAAGUCCACGGAACAAUUUGAAAAAGUUGAUUUAUCCCAAUAUUCUAUUUAAGUGAAAUCAAAUGUUUAGUGAAAAGUUUGGCUGGGACAGAUGAAACUCUUAAAAUUAUACUGGGUCUUUGAGUGAUACGAGUUGGAAAUAAUGAAUUUUGAUUGUAUUUUGACUGUAUCUUGACAAUACUGUGUCAUUUUUCGUCCACUAUCAUCUGAUGGUGAGCUAUUCAAAUCUCACACCUGUUUUUUGUCCGUCUGUACAUAAACAGUUUUUGUUAUUGCUAUUUCUUGAGACAUAAGUACUGAAUGGAUCUUUCUCAUAUUUCAUAUGUAGGUUUCCAUUGGUCCCUAGUUGUGCCUGUUAGAUUUUGGGACUGUUUAGAGAAAAAAAUGACUGACAGGUGGCCAUCUUGGAUUUUGAAUUUCAAAGUUUGUUAUUGCUAUUUCUUGAGAGCUAUAUCAUAGAUCUUUCUUACAUUUCCUGUGGAUGUUUCUCUUGAUCCCAAGUUGUGCCUGAUUGAUCUUGGUACUGAUCAGACUCAUAUUUUUCUAGACCUUUGUAAAAUACUGUAUAUAAAAACAGAAAGCAAUGCAACACUACAGACAGGUCCAAACCCAUGACUUUUUAUCAAGACAAGGCAAAUCUUUUACCUGGUAUUCAAAAUGUGUAACAGUCAAUUGUUAUCUUUAAGGAUUAACUCGAUUCAAAUUUUACUCUGUAGAGCUUGCCGGAGUUGGAAGGUGUAGUCCAUUUUAGGGUUGUGAUGUUUAGUAGUAUAUAUGUAUAUAGGAUUUACAUAAUUUAUAUUGAGAUUACAUAGUCCUCCAUAAAUACUUGCUAAGAUAUCACUUUGUACAGUUUCUGUAUCUUGUGUGGAAAUUUUUUAGGAAACUUGGCUACAAUAAAUUUUAUCUAUAAAAGAUGACAGGAUGUGUAACAACUGCCAAAACAAAUUAAUAAGUCUUCAUUGAAUGCUUUAUAGAAGUGUGUAGACGACUGAACUUUUCAUUAGAUAAUACAACUACUAAUGGUAGACAUAUAUAUAUUUAUGUUUGAUUGGGUGUGUAGCUAGCGUCAAUGUGGCUCAUAGCGCUAGUCAAGCUAAAUAAAGAAUCUUAAUAUGACUUACUCCUGUUGCAGUUUAAAAUAUUUAUAUGUUGUGUUAAUUGACAAUCUACUGAUUCAUUGAUGACGUUUAUUUAAGUAUUGAACUGCUUUUAGUCAGCAUUCAUGGGCAUAUAAUUGCCAUCAAGAUAUGGUCAAAUUUAGUAAAUAGUGUCAGCAUAUCAUGUUUUAUUUGUUUUAUCCUUUUGGCAUUCAGAUGCCCAUGAUUGCCAGCUGAAGGCAGUUUGAUCCUUAUCAUUUUCAAUUUUCGUCUUGUUACAAGGGAAGAAAACCUUAAUCUGUUCAUGUUAUUUACAAUAUUUCUACGCUGCUGGCAGUUCAUGAACUUAAAAAGCAAAACAGAUAUUGGUAAGGUUACAUCGUAGCAAUGCCGUAUAAUGGUAAGUAUAGGUUGAUGAAUAGAUAAAGGUGAAAAUCGAAGGUUUAUCUGUUAUUGUAGGAAGUAUCAUGUAUGAACAUGUAACAGGUUAUUUUUGUGACACUUCAAUUACUUUUAACCAAUAGACACUGUCAAAUUAUUGUGCAAAAUUCUAUUUUGAACAAAUUAGUCCAUUGAUGAAUUUGCGUAUUUCAGCAAUUGCUAUAUAAGUGACAACCUACAGAAUUUGUAACAAUUACCGUAAUUAGUGAGACAAUAUUCAAACUCAAUGUCUUUAAUAUGUAAAAUGCUAAAGCAAGAUCAAUGCUGAAAUGUUCAUGUUUACAGUACCCCAUUUUGUAUAAUCAUCUGAUGACAUUUUUUAAAAUUUGAUUUAAACAUAAUUUUAUUGCAUUACAUUUGCAGCAGGAUUGGGCACAAGUUAUACAACUUAUACAAAGCUGUUUCCCGAGAGUAAAAUGCACUUACACACAUAUAAACAAAACUCAGAUACCAUAUUUACAAUAUGUUACCUAGAUUUAUACUCUCAUCUAUAUACUGGUGAUAUUAUUUUAGCAAUACCAAAUAAACACCCUCUGGACAUUUAAAGUUUUGUUUUUCAAAGUAAUUUCAAUUUUACUUGGAAUAAACCUAUCAAAUAUUCAUGUAGUGUUUGCAUGAAUUUAAUUUUUUUCUGGAACAAAAACUUAAGAUUUUGAGAAAUUACAAUGAAGUCUUCAUGACUUUUCCAAUUCACUUCAGAUUUAUUUUAGUGACAUGAAAACAAGUUCUGUAAAAUAUCAGGAAAGUUUUCCUCUCAGGAAAAGUGACAAUUUAGGGGUAAAAAUGUCAUAUUUUGAGUGAUUUUGAGAUUUGAAGAAUUUACAAAAUUUUCAUUUCAUAUUUGACAAUACAUCAGUAUUACAAAGGAGCGACGACACCAUCCCCUUCAGUAUAACAUAUCAUUAUGCAACCUUAAGAUUUUGAUUCAUGUACAUCAAAUGACCAAACAAGUAUUCACGUCUUAUCUAAGGUGUUGUACAUGGAACCUUCUCUUUCCCCAUGAAAUGUUCCAGGAGAGUAGAAUAUUUCCCUUUUAUCAUUUGUAAUUUUUAGUUAAAGUUUGAUACAUGUUGUGGCCUGAUAGAAGCAAUUAAUUUUAAAGCAAUAUAUGGACAUAUGAUGUUAUAAUUUUUAAUGUAAAUUUUUGCUUUUUUCUAUCUCGGUAUAAAUUGAAGAAUAUAUCUAAUUAGCAUUAUAUAAGUAUGACGAGGAAUUGUUUAAGGAGAGUGAGUGUGAGAAAAGUGAUGCUAAACCUAUUAGUUGUACAAUAUGCCCAGAUCUAAGGGGGCCAAAAUGUUAAAUUAUUUAUGGCUUUAGAAACAAAAUCUGAUUAAAAUCAGCUGUUACAUGGUUGUUGUGUACUGAGUGUGCGCCCCAUGUAACUAUGUGUAUUACCCAGUGAACCAAGCCAUGUUACGACUACAUCAAUCAUAAUACAAGUAGUACUUAGUAUAAACUAAGCCAUGUAACAACACAUUUUAAUUAGAUUGACAUCAUUUAAUUAUUUUUUUUAAUUUUUAGUUUCAUCAGUCAUUCAGACUUCUGCAGAUAAAGCAAUAUGGGACAUGAAGUAUUUUUAUCUGUAAACAGCAAAAUAAAGCUAUGAAAGUCUUUGAUAUUGUACAUGUAUACUUGUAUUGUUAGUCAUUUCAAUGUCAACAGUCCAACAUUAAAAAUAU
This is a messenger RNA of Ylistrum balloti, 6278 nucleotides long. RefSeq lists its product as uncharacterized. Gene Ontology annotation, biological process: DNA integration; DNA recombination. Bases 19 to 2880 code for a protein of 953 amino acids. The record is from RefSeq and is a predicted model, not a curated record. Lineage: Eukaryota; Metazoa; Mollusca; Bivalvia; Pectinida; Pectinidae. Gene Ontology annotation, molecular function: DNA binding; protein binding. The transcript is spliced from 5 exons.